Messenger RNA from Diorhabda sublineata, 2157 nucleotides. RefSeq lists its product as uncharacterized. NCBI's taxonomy places the organism in Eukaryota, Metazoa, Arthropoda, Insecta, Coleoptera, Chrysomelidae. The record is from RefSeq and is a predicted model, not a curated record. The transcript has 5 exons. The coding region runs from base 499 to 1938 and encodes 479 amino acids.
AUUAAUGAAAAUAUUGAACAAAAAUUUCAACACAGUAUUUAGAAAACUUGAAUCUACAAGUAAAAAAAAAACGAGAAUACUAAGAACGGUUCCAAUUCUGAGAUAUAGAGUGCCAAAUAAUGGUUUAAAAACAUUUAAAAAAAAUUGAAAGUAUCCUUUAUAGACAUAAAUGCCGUUCGACCUCGUUAAUGUAUAAUCAACAACCAUCUCCAUUCGUGGUUUAUGCACCAGAUCCAACAAUGUACGGACCCUAACACGGUCACAUGUCCAUCUCCAUUAACCACUUUCAGUUUCGUUGGCGGGUUGGAACCAGCCGGUCGUGUUCAUCGAUUAACCACCCGCGCACCUUCACAAACUUUCGUUCAAAAUUAAAAAUCGACAUUCAGUACAUUUAUCUAUGUUCUAAAGAAUAUGCGAAUAUAAAAUGAAGCUGCAACAUCGAGUUUUUAAUAUACUGGAUGUCCCAAAUAAGCAGACGAACGUUUUUAUACGAAAAAUAUGUUUAGUGGAUCGGGUAUCGGGAAAAUAGAUAAAAGGGAUUGUUCCUCUGACGUCAGACAUGAAAAAGAAGAAGAAGAUGUGACCGACGAUCCCCUAGCUACGAUAAAAACUGACGUUAAAGGACAGAAGAUUUAUUCGGUUAGCAGGUCAGUGGUUUUACCGAGAUUAUAUGUCGAAAAUUGCAAUUUUCCUAGUGAUGAUACUUCUUUUUAUGGUGGAGGGGUGAAUCCGCUCUUUUUGGAUUCUAAUCAGAAACAUUACAACAACCCUCGUAUAUCUGCGCGUUCGAGAGAAAAAUCAACGUCUUCAGGAUACGGGGAUAGUAAUACUGGUAGCGUUAAUGAUCCUUAUCAGGAGCAACAUAAAUUGGUCGACGAAGUGGGGGUUUUUAUCGAGAAAAAUCCAGCUUUCGUAAGAUCGAUUAAAAUUUCAACACGCGGUAUAAAGAGUAACAAAACCGUGCCGUUUCAUGCGACAUCUGCUGGUGAUACUCUUACAACGAUUCCUGAAGGUAAAAUAGACCUCUCAGUACCUAAGCCAAUAUGGCCUAUACACGAUAAAAAAUUACUGAAUCAAUACGAUUCCAUCGUCGACGACGCUCUUCUUCUUUACACUAGCCUAAACUACCACCCAGAAAACACGAAAAACCAAGAAUCCUACAUAGAUAUGUCCCUCAAAGAUCUACUUCUCGAUAUUUUAAGCGGAAUCAACGAAACUUUGGAAGGUAGAAACACCACGCCCCCCGAAAACCUUCUUAAAAUCAUCGACGAAAAGAUACGAACCAAAUUCGAUAAUUUACGUUUAUCCACCGAGGAAGAACUCAAAAGACUUUGUGUGAAUUUAACUCACAGCCGUACGAAAAACUCCGUUUUGAAAGCUUUGAGUCACUCGACGUCUAGCGGACAUUCCGGCGUCGAAGAUGUGUACGACACCCCGUCAAGGUCGUCGAGUAGUGGGUUCAGUGACCGGAAUUUGCCGGUGUUCGUUCACGAUAAUCUAUUUAACGCGCCCAAUAUCGUUAGGAACGCCCUCAUUUACGGGACAAUCUGUAGAACGAAGACCGGUUCGGAGGGAUUGUUGAAAAAAUCGAAAAAAAUCGGCACGUUUCCUAAAAAAAAUUUGUUAUCGAACAACGACGGUAAACCGAGUGUCUGGGAACAAUAUUACGGCGUUAAAGCUGUCAAUGAUGAACCAAUUCGGUAUCCCAGAAAACCUACAGACGUCCCUGUAUACCCCGUCGGACGACCGGAAGCGGAUUUUACGUUGGAUAUGCCGAGAUCGGAGCAUCUUUUGAGGAGGAUGGAGAACGAUAAAAAAUGGCGGUGUCGUUGUAGAUUGUUGACGUCGUUUUUCGGUUUGAUUUUUUUUUUGCUUUCGGUUAUGGUGGUGAGUUUGGUGCUUACGAGGGGCAGGAGGAUGUUCGGGUCGAUGGUUUAGGUGGCAACGAAGCGGAUUCGAUGAUUUUUUUUAUACGGGGUGAAGUGAUAAUUGAGUCGGUAUCGUUUGUUCGUAAGAAAUUUUAUAGUUACCGUUCUAACGAUUGUGAUAAAGUAUACAGUGUGUCAUCUCGAUUUUUUCGUUAUGUCAUACUAUUAUUUAUAAUAUUUAUGAUUGAUUUUCAUCGAAACAUGUAAAUAUACAAUUCGAAAAAUUAAA